AGGGCCUAGAGAGUGAGAGAGAUAAGUGGGAUUUACAAUUUUUAGUGUUAUAAUUUUUCGCUUUGAGAUAAGGAAAAAAAAUAAAAUAAUAAAAUAAUGAAAAAUCUUUGGAAAUAAAAGUUGUGGCUAUAGUUUAUUUAGGCCAUGUAUUUGUUGUAUCCCUUACUACAUGAACCAUUCCUCGUCACUCACUCUUCUUCUAGCUAGCUCAUCUAUUUCUCUCUCUCCUUCUCAAAGGGCCCAUCUUUGUUGCCACUAGUCUAAGAGAAGAUUAACCCUCAAAACUUAAAAUCAUUGGGGGAUGAAUUUCACCCCUAAAAAAAGUUGGGAACAUAAUCAGCUUCAACUUUUCUCCCUUAAUGACUUAAAAAUCUCAUCUUUUAUCUUCAUAUGACCAGAAAACUGUACAGACAGGUAUAGGUUCAGAUAAAAUCACAGUCCCCUGGUGUGUCGCAAAGAGAGAGAAAGAGAGAGAAAAGAGAAAGUGGGAUAUGGUGUAUAGUUGAGAGAGGAGAAAGAUAGAGAAAGAGAGAAAAAAGAAGACAGAUUUUCAAUUUGCAAGCUCAGAGGGCGGUUAGUGGUGGAUUAAGGAGAUGUCAGGAGGUGGAUGUAGCAUAGUAUGGUUCAGGAGAGAUCUAAGGGUAGAAGAUAAUCCAGCUUUAGCAGCUGGUGUUAGAGCAGGUGCUGUGAUUGCUGUCUUUGUCUGGGCACCCGAGGAAGAAGGUCAUUACUAUCCUGGGAGGGUAUCAAGAUGGUGGCUUAAGCAAAGUUUGGCUCAUCUUGAUUUCUCUUUGCGAAGUUUUGGCACUUCUCUCAUCACCAAAAGAUCUGCUGAUAGUGUUUCUUCUCUUCUUGAGGUUGUCAAGUCCACUGGUGCCAAACAAAUACUCUUCAACCACUUAUAUGACCCCUUGUCUCUUGUCAGAGAUCAUCGAGCAAAGGAGGUUUUGACUUCUCAAGGCAUAGUUGUGCGUUCCUUUAAUGCUGAUUUGCUGUAUGAACCAUGGGAGGUUAAUGAUGAUCAAGGCCGCCCAUUCACAACCUUCACAUCUUUCUGGGAGAGGUGCCUUAGCAUGCCAUAUGACCCGGAAUCUCCACUUCUCCCACCUAAGAGAAUAAUUUCAGGUGAUGUAUCAAGGUGCCGUCCUGAUACACUGGUGUUUGAAGAUGAUUCAGAGAAAGGAAGCAACGCUCUCCUCGCUCGAGCUUGGUCUCCUGGUUGGAGCAGUGCUGAUAAGGCUCUCACAAAUUUCAUUAAUGGACCACUCAUUGAGUAUGCAAAAAAUCACAAGAAAGCUGAUAGUGCUACAACUUCACUUCUCUCUCCCCACUUGCAUUUUGGGGAGGUAAGUGUGAGAAAAGUGUUCCAUCUUGUUAGGAUCAAGCAAGUUUUGUGGGCCAAUGAAGGAAACAAGGCUGGUGAGGAGAGUGUGAACUUGUUCCUAAAGUCUAUUGGUCUAAGAGAAUACUCAAGAUACAUGAGUUUUAAUCACCCAUACAGUCAUGAAAGGCCCCUUCUUGGGCAUCUAAAGUUCUUUCCAUGGGUUGUGAAUGAGGAUUAUUUCAAGGCAUGGAGGCAAGGUAGAACUGGAUAUCCAUUGGUGGAUGCUGGCAUGAGGGAGUUGUGGGCCACUGGGUGGCUUCAUGAUCGAAUUCGGGUAGUAGUUUCGAGCUUUUUUGUUAAAGUUUUGCAACUUCCUUGGAGGUGGGGAAUGAAGUAUUUCUGGGAUACACUCUUGGAUGCUGAUCUCGAGAGUGAUGCUCUUGGUUGGCAAUAUAUAUCUGGUACUCUCCCUGAUGGCAGGGAAUUCGACCGCAUAGAUAAUCCACAGUUUGAGGGGUACAAAUUUGAUCCACAUGGAGAGUAUGUAAGGAGGUGGCUUCCUGAACUUUCGAGAUUGCCAACUGAAUGGAUUCACCAUCCCUGGAAUGCACCAGAAUCUGUACUGCAAGCUGCUGGAAUUGAACUGGGAUUAAACUACCCUCUCCCUAUUGUUGGAAUAGAUGCUGCAAAAGCCAGAUUGGAAGAAGCACUAUCUGAGAUGUGGGAGCAAGAAGCAGCUUCCAGGGCUGCAAUAGAGAAUGGAACCGAGGAAGGUCUUGGAGAUUCCUCUGACAACAACGACGGUGUGAUUGCCUUCCCUCAAGACAUACAAAUGGAGGAGAACCGUGAACCUCCAAGGAACAAUCCUCCUCCUCCAACAACUCGACACUAUGAAGAUCAGAUGGUCCCAAGCAUGACUACUUCUUUGUUCAGGGUCGACGAGGAAGAAUCCUCUGUGGAUUUUCGUACUUCAGCAGUAGACAGCCGAGCUGAAGUGCCAACAAAUGUUGUUGUGACACAGGAACGAAGGAGUGAAGUGUUGAACCGUGGACCUGUGCAGACUAUCACUCAGCCACAGUACAAUCCAACUGCAAUGCAGUAUGUUGCUGAGGAUUCCACAGCAGAAUCUUCAAGUACUACUAGGAGAGAGCGAGAUGGUGGUGUUGUUCCUGUUUGGUCUCCUUCAGCUACCAGUUACUCGGAGCAGUUUGUUAGUGAAGAAAAUGGUAUUGGCGCAAGUUCUUCUUAUUUGCAGAGACAUCCUCAGUCUCAUCAAAUAAUAAACUGGAGGAGGCUAUCUCAAACCGGGUGUGAACUAUUUUCUCUUAUCUGAAAACAAAAUAAAAAUGCGCAUUAUGUGGCUGCUUUUUGCUGGAUUAGUCUGAUUGAAAAGUGAUUAAUAUUCUCUCAACUAAUAACUUUUUUUUUCUUUUUUUUCUUUUUCCUUAUUUGAUAUGUAAAAAUUAGGUGAAGAGAAAGAAAACAUCCAUACUUGGGAUAGCAAAAACCGCAGGUGAAAAAUGCAGUGUUGACUGUAUCUAAUAGGCGACGCGACGUAAGAGGUGGAAGUUUGCUCGAGAUGGGAUUAAGCAACGCAUCGGACCUGUUUCUUCUUCUUGUUGGCUAGUUUGGCCUGGAACGGCAGUUGACCUCUAAUCCGUAUUAUCUCCUUAGUGUAGGAAGCACCGGGGCAAUCCUUUUGUCCCUUGUUGUAUCAUAUUAUGUAGCUUUGUUGUAUAGUAAAACGUUGUUCUCAUAAGAGAGAGUUUAGGUAAGUAAAAGAUAGAAUGUGUAGUCCUAGAAUAAACUCAGGCUUGUGCUUUAAUCCCCAGAUGUUUUAUCGUGACGUUUUUUAUUUAAGUAUCCAGGUUUUCUUCA
Messenger RNA from Cannabis sativa, 3202 nucleotides. Its product is annotated as cryptochrome-1. The transcript is spliced from 4 exons. The coding region runs from base 594 to 2657 and encodes 687 amino acids. Gene Ontology annotation, cellular component: nucleus; cytoplasm. The record is from RefSeq and is a predicted model, not a curated record. Gene Ontology annotation, molecular function: DNA binding; blue light photoreceptor activity; FAD binding. NCBI's taxonomy places the organism in Eukaryota, Viridiplantae, Streptophyta, Magnoliopsida, Rosales, Cannabaceae. Gene Ontology annotation, biological process: blue light signaling pathway; circadian regulation of gene expression; entrainment of circadian clock by photoperiod.